GGUCAUUAAAUCUUUCCAAGCCACUCCCUCUUCCGUCUCUGCGCAUCGCCAUUUCUGGAUGGACGAAGAGCUACGCUAGCCAAGCCCUUAGAGCCGACGCCACCUCCCAUCCAGCUCAAGGUCGCCACCCUCAAGCCCGAGGCUACCUCCUUCCAGACUUCUGGGGACAAUCCACUUCCUCUAAAAACCCUAAGAAGGGGAAAUUGGAAAAAAAUGCCAAAGCGUUACACGGAGAGGCAGAAGAAGUAUGUAUGGAGGCCAAAGAAGAAAGAUCCUCCACCACCUCCAUGGGCGGAGCUUCCGCGGGACAUAACGGCCAACAUUCUGUACAGACUGGGAGCGGAGGAGGUCUUGAAGAGUGCCAUCAUGGUGUGCACCUCAUGGCGAAGUACGUGCAAGGAUCCUGCCAUGUGGCGUGUCAUCGGCAUGUCAAAAUCUAAUACAAACUUUGAAGAGCUGGAAGAUAUGUGCUGUUACGCAGUGAAUCUCAGCCAGGGAGAACUCCUGGACAUUACCAUUGAAGAUUUUGGCACUGAUGAUUUGAUCCUCCAUAUUGCUAAGCGAGCGAGCAAGCUUAGGCGGCUUCGGAUUGUAUCCUGCUAUGGUGUUUCUAAUGAAUGUUUGAGUAAGGCUGUUUCCCAGCUUCUAUCAUUACAGGAUCUGCAAAUAUACUACUCUGAUCUAUCAAUCAAACUCAUCAGAACCGUUGGUCGCUCUUGUCCAUUCCUGAAGUCAUUUACUUAUAACAAUUAUCCAUGUCCCCCAACGUUGUCUGAUAAUAAAGCUAAAGCAGUUGCCGAAAACAUGCAAGGGUUGCACCAACUUUCUCUUUUUGGAAACACCGUGACAAAUAAGGGCGUGCGGGCAAUACAUGAUGAUUGCCCCCAUCUUGAAUCUCUUGACUUGAGAAGGUGUUUCAAUGUCAACCUUGAAGGGGAUUUGGAUCGAAAAUGUAAGCAGAUUAAAGAUCUAAAGCGCCCUACCGAUCCAUUCCACGACUAUGAGUUCUUGAAUUAUGUUUCGCACUAUGACGAAGACUACUAUGCUUUAGAUGGCUAUCCUCUUGAUUAUUCUGACAUGUAUGAUUAUGAUGAUGAUGAUGAUGAUGAUUUUGACUUUGAUGAUGACUAUGAUGAUGGGUUCGAUUCUGAUCUAUCAGUGGACUGGUGAAUAUAGAGGGUUACGCGAUGGGCUUCCCAAUGCUUUGCAAAUGAUGAUAUGGUUUUGGGUCUGAGUGCCUUUUGUCAGCGGAUCUGAACAGACGGUCUUUGUUAGAUGCUCCUAAUCCUGUCAAGUAUUGAUGAAUGUCUUCCUCACUUACCUUAGUUAUUGCAUGUACCUGGGUUUCUACUUGCUACUCCCUCCGUCCCGUUUUAAAUCGCUUGUUUAGAAUUUUGGGCAUAUUAAAGGAAGAGAAAAAAUAGAGUUUAUUUUCUGAAAUUGUCAUAUUACUUUUUAAGAGGGGCGACGAUGAAUGAGAAGAUAAGGUGGAGAAUAGUGACUUAUUUUAGGAGUAGUUUAUGUAUUUUACUCUUUAAAGUUUACGAUAACAAGUAACAGACAACUUAUUUUGGGACGGAGAAAAAAGGCAAACAAGCAAUUUAAAAUGAGAGAGAGGGAGUACUAGUUUUGGAUUUAU
Molecule: messenger RNA, 1639 nt
Organism: Cuscuta campestris
Lineage: Eukaryota; Viridiplantae; Streptophyta; Magnoliopsida; Solanales; Convolvulaceae
Source: the annotation of a GenBank genome assembly